This is a messenger RNA of Aspergillus oryzae RIB40, 2835 nucleotides long. Its product is annotated as putative protein kinase Yak1. Gene Ontology annotation, biological process: peptidyl-serine phosphorylation; peptidyl-threonine phosphorylation. Gene Ontology annotation, cellular component: nucleus; cytoplasm. NCBI's taxonomy places the organism in Eukaryota, Fungi, Ascomycota, Eurotiomycetes, Eurotiales, Aspergillaceae. Gene Ontology annotation, molecular function: protein serine/threonine kinase activity; ATP binding; protein tyrosine kinase activity. The record is from RefSeq and is a predicted model, not a curated record.
AUGGAUUCGCAGUGGCAGCCAUACCAGGAUCCCUUAAUGGGUCGUCCUGCGCAGUUGAAUAAUGGGUUGACGUCUAAUCCACCGCAGCUCGGUCCCAAAUACGGCGGUCAACCACAGCAGUCCCAACCGCCUGUGGGAUACACCUACGAAGCCUUUCAAACCCCCGGAAUCGCAGCAAAACCCGCGUCGACCGGUAUGAACUCAAAAUCCGUAUCGAUGGCGUCGUCUCCAGCUGCGACGCCACGUAGCCGCGAUUAUGUCACCGAUGCAGACACGACAAUGGAAGAUGCGGAUCCGUAUAACCGGGCAAAAUAUUCAGCGAGGCCAUCCCACCAUAGCCGGCCUUCCUCCCAGUACUUUCCCACUGAGGAAUCAUCGGCCGCCCGUAGGUAUUCUCCGAUGAACGUGCUGUCACCAUCGAUGCCCUACAAUACGAGUCCCGGAAAGCCUCACAACGCGUAUGCCUUUCCUCCUGGGCCAAAUCAAACUCGCCGUUCACCAACAAGGGUGCCGAAUUACUCCUCGCCGCCUCAGCCGUUUCAGUCGCCUCCAUGUAAGCUCACGUCUUCUUGCGGACUUAUGAAGUUAGCUGGUUCACGCGCCCCGCGGCUUCCCCCUUUGCAGCCCACAGACAUGAGCCCAGAGCAAUUCUACCCCCCGUCGGCAGGAUCUCAACUCAGUGCACCUUUUGGGCAAGAUGGAAGAUCUCCUCGCUCUGCGUCGAUAUCCGGCGGCAGCCAACAACCAGGUCGAGGCCCAGUACCAAAGUUCCAGAAGAUCAAAUCGGUUCAGGAGCUGAAGCCGCGCGUUAAUGCGCAACCCCCAUUUAGACGUGCUAACCCUGAGGGUGGCUUCAUUAGUCCGCUCCAAGCCCUGACCACGCACCUCCCUGCUACAUAUCGGAUAUGCAACCCUGGCUUUAACUACGAAUCCUCGAGAAACCCAAGGCGAGUUUUGACGAAGCCGAGCAAGGGAGUCAAGAAUGAUGGUUACGACAAUGAGGACAGUGACUAUAUUCUGUACGUCAACGACAUUUUGGGGAGCGAGGAAGCAGGCCACAAGAAUCGCUACCUCAUCCUCGAUGUACUAGGACAGGGAACUUUUGGCCAAGUUGUGAAGUGCCAGAAUCUAAAAACACAGGAAGUCGUGGCUGUCAAAGUAAUCAAGAACAAGACCGCAUACUUUAACCAAAGCAUGAUGGAGGUGUCUGUCUUGGAUCUGGUAAGCUGCCCGUUACUCAGCACACGAGUCACAUGCUUACUUCUAUCGCAGCUCAACAGCAGAUAUGAUAAGAAUGAUGACCACCAUCUAUUACGACUUAAGGACACGUUCAUUCACCGACAGCAUCUCUGUUUGGUAUUUGAGAUACUAAGUGUUAAUCUUUACGAGUUAAUCAAACAGAACCAAUUCCGAGGGUUGAGUACGACACUAGUGCGUGUAUUUGCUCAACAGCUCUUGAACGCGUUGAGCCUGUUGAACAAGGCGCACUUGAUUCACUGCGACUUGAAGCCAGAGAAUAUAUUAUUAAAAAAUCUUGAGAGUCCCAUAAUUAAGGUCAUCGAUUUUGGGUCUGCUUGUGAUGAACGACAGACAGUGUACACAUAUAUACAGUCAAGGUUUUACCGCUCUCCGGAGGUUCUCCUUGGAUUACCGUACGUCGAUAUACAAUGUUCUCUCCCACCCCAUGAUGUUCACCUGAGACUGACUUAUUCGUCGGCGAUCGACAUGUGGUCACUAGGAUGUAUCGUCGUUGAACUCUUCCUUGGUUUGCCUCUCUUUCCAGGAUCUUCAGAAUACAAUCAGGUUUGCCGGAUUGUGGAAAUGCUAGGUCUGCCGCCAACGUGGAUGUUAGAGAUGGGGAAGCAGUCUGGUGAAUUCUUCGAAAAGACCCAGGAUGAGUUUGGAAGAAAGACAUAUCGCCUGAAAGGCCUGGAGCAAUAUUCGCGGGAGCAUGGCACGAAGGAGCAGCCGAGCAAAAAAUACUUUCAGGCGUCGACAUUAGAAGAAAUUAUUCGAAGCUACCCGAUGCCGAGAAAAAACAUGAAACAAGCAGAAAUUGAGCGAGAGCUAAACAACCGAGUGGCUUUUAUUGAUUUUGUUCGUGGCUUGUUAUCAAUCAAUCCGCUGGAGCGCUGGUCUCCACAACAAGCCAAGCUGCAUCCUUUCAUUACGCAGCAGAAGUUUACAGGGCCUUUUGUACCUCCCAUGAACCUAAAAUACUCUUCUCUUAAUAAGACUGUUGCUCCUGGUAUUCAGCAGCAGCAGCAGGCCGAGGCCGCAAGCAAACAAAGAGCGGCGCAAGCAGCACAUGCUCAGUCAGCUGCACAGACUGCCUACUCGAUGCAACUGAACCAGUUCCACACACCCACCCAUGCCCAGCCCCCACCUCCCAUGUACAACGGGGUGUUCACUGGCCACCAACAAGGCGCCCCUCCGCCGUACCCUACCCAGCAGCCACCUGGCUACGGUCAUCAAAUGAAUCUAAUGCCAGGUCAGAUGCCUCAAUCACAGUAUGCACCGUCCCAGAGUCUCUAUGCCCAGGCAACUACAAGAGCGGGUCGGCAACGUGCCUCCACGAUGGACCCUCAGGGUGGCGGGAUCCCACCAACUAUUCAGCGAGUUGCUAGUCAUCUCGACCCGAACGCACCCAUUCGAUUACAACCCAGCCCGGCAUAUUACCCUCCCCCUCCUGACGGAUACGUUGACGCCGGUGCUGCGAAUCAAAGACGACGAGGGAGUCGCGCAGGUGGCACACGUAACCGGGACUUCAUUAGGACACUUGAAGACGGCGUAUUAGGGGGAGAUGGUUUCAUGGGCCAGAACCAGUGGCACUAA